GCCAAUGAGACGCGAGCGGCGGGGCGGAGCGUUUGACCCGCGAGCGAAACGGCAGCGCGCGACCUCGCUUUCCCUUGCCAGUACCGCACGCACGCGCUCCACCGUUGCAUGGAUUACGGCGUUUCCCUGCAGCUUCAGCACGAGCUCGCCGAGCCCCCGACGCGUUUACCGCGCGACUACACACUGCAGCUACAGAUGAAGUCAACGGAAGUGGAGCAGGGCCUUUUCACGGACACCUACUGCAAAGUGUGCAGUGCACAACUCAUCUCCGAGUCUCAGAGAGUGGCACACUACGAGAGUCGAAAACAUGCGAACAAAGUGCGUCUGUACUACAUGCUGCACCCGGUGGAUGGAGGCUGCCCGGCCAAGAAACUACGGACACACAACGGCAGCGAGGAGGGAGACGUGGACAAGAAUAAGUGUUGCACGUUGUGUAACAUGUCCUUCACCUCAGCCGUGGUUGCGCAGUCGCACUAUCAGGGCAAGAUCCACGCUAAGAGACUCAAACUAGUGCUGGGAGAGCAGCCUGGCAUCACAGGAAAAGAGGUGGCACCCAGUCCAGUUAAAAUGCCAUCUGAAAGCUGGCCACAGCUGAAUGGGGAUUCAGAUCGCUACUGCCAGCUGUGCCACGCGUGGUUCAACAACCCGGGCAUGGCGCGACAACACUAUGAUGGCAAGAAGCACAAGAAGAACGCAGCACGUGCCGACCUGCUGGAGCAGUUGGGCAAGACACUGGACAUGGGUGAAAUGAAAGGUCUGAAGCGCAGCUACACUUGCGACGUGUGCAGCGUGACGCUCAACUCGGUGGCACAAUACCACGCACACCUGCAGGGCUCCAAACACCAAAACAACUUAAAGAAUCAGUUAUGUGUCCAGUAAAGCCGUACAGGAAGCUAACUGUCAGAUUGAUUGAUGUCACACGGGCUUUGAUCGGCUCGCCCUGAAAUCUCUGCCUCUUCCCUCUGUCUGUUUCUUUCUCCAUUUCUGCAUCUUGUUGUCAUCAUCUGUCUAUCUCAACCAGGAAGACCAAACAAAUUUUUUUUUUAAACUUUCAUUUAAGCCCACUUCUGAUGUCAUACUAUACGUUCCAUUGUCCUGACUUUGAAGAUGCAUAGACUGCAUUGUUCACAUCAUGUUUGUGGGAUUAGUUACAGCUCAGUUGGAAUCGUAUCUUCUGUCUCGUCUUUAUGUUUGUGGGUUGAACGACUUCAACUUGCAUUCGUUCUGUCAGCCAGGUGUUGCGUGCAUGAGUGAUUUAUUCUAUUUUUUUUUUUCGAUUUUCAACCCAGCUAAGCAAUAUGUAUGGAAAAUCUGCCAAAUGUAUUAUUGAUUAAAUGGAUUCUGAUUUAAUAGCAACACUGAAAGAGAAAAAUGACAAAUAGUACUUUAAAGUUGGAUGUAUGUGCAUCUCACAUUCUACAACAAGGGCAUUGUGGGUAAUCUGAUAGGAGAUAUGGCCAUAUCAUCAGGGUUUGAAAUACAAAGAUCUCACCAGGUUUAAAGGGUUUAAAUUGACUAGUGCAACAGCUCGUUUGCACAAUGUUCCUCCUUUUACCCAAAAUAUAGUGGAUCAACCAAGACAUUUGGUGUCAGAUGUUUGCUUUUUUAGUUUCGCCCUGGAGCUGCGAGGCUAACGAGUACGAAAAACCUCAAGCCUCCUGUUUAGCUUCAUUUAUCUGCAUGCCUAAGCAAAGUUCAGACACCAAAACCUGUUAAUCGACUGUAUUUGGGCUAAUGAGGAAACUUGUGUAAAUUUUGAGAUUCAGUCUAGUUUUAAAAGUAUUGUGACUAUGUGUUCUUUUUAAUAUUACAAAAAAAAAAAAGUUCGUUUUCUUUUACCGUAUAUGGCAUAUGCUACAUUUUUAAGUGUGACUACUAAAUUCUUAUAGGUAUCAAUAUUAGGGAGAAUUACUCUAAGAACUGCAUUGUCAUUUUAUAAUGAAUGAAUUAGAUUAUUUAUUAUUAGAAAAAUAGCAUUUAUUUUUUAUUGUCAUUAAUGACUUACUGUGUAUGUUUGAAAGUCAUUUUAUGUUGGUUAUGUGUCUGGAUAUUUGUUCUUUUUUUUAAUCUGACAUUUAUUUUACUAUAAACAAUGGAUGCAUUAUAUAAUAUUGAGAGUGAUUUGAGUUUUUAAAGGAAAAGUUCAGAAAAAAAAUGACAUUGUAAAGCUAUGGAAUCUAAUUUGUGCAGUAGUAUGGAGAGUCUGAAUCUACCAAAUAAUAUAAUGUGAUAAAGUAUUAGCACAUUAGUACAGACUAAGGAUUUUUGCACUGGAGCUAAGAGGCUAAUGUAGCUAGUCCAAGAACAUCUGUAAAUUCACAAAUGACAUUGUGAAGCUUUGAAAUCCAGCUUUCCAGUAUAAUUCGAAACUAUGGUACACUUUUGGUCUAGCAUGGAAUUGUGCUAAGGAGAAACGUGAAUCUGGUUGUCCAAGAUGGCUGCACAUUCACACUACACAAUGAAGUUUGGCUCAUGUUUAUAGAUGUUUGUAUACAGGAAGUCUCACUGUGUCAAAAAGAUUUUGGGUGAGACUUCCAUUACAUUUGCAUAUAGCUCCAGUGGAAAACCAAAAAAGUGAACACCAAACAUGACAUGGCUGAUUAAUUACAAGCUGUAAGGGAAACUGUGUAAAUUUGAUUGUUUACUGAACUAUUCUUUUAAGAUGAUUCAUCUCCUUAAUGCUAGAAAAAAUUUUAAUAACAUUUGAUAUUAACGAUGCCGAUUCUGUGCACGAACAAGUCAGCAUAAAUGUUCUCAAAGUUUGAGUAAUUCGGUUUGCUCAUUGUUGCACUGAAGCUGUGUGUGAAUGGUAGCGUGUUCCCUUAUAGAGAGCAAGCUUCAGUUCUGCCUGAACACACUCCCUCCUUGUGCUAUGGAUCAUGCGAUCAGCUGUAAAUAUUGAAUAAAAGACGCUUGCAGCCCUCUUAA
Pangasianodon hypophthalmus (striped catfish) is the source of this 2928-nucleotide messenger RNA. It is a transcript of the gene zmat4a, whose product is annotated as zinc finger, matrin-type 4a. Bases 109 to 879 code for a protein of 256 amino acids. Gene Ontology annotation, cellular component: nucleus. NCBI's taxonomy places the organism in Eukaryota, Metazoa, Chordata, Actinopteri, Siluriformes, Pangasiidae. Gene Ontology annotation, molecular function: nucleic acid binding; zinc ion binding. The transcript is spliced from 7 exons. The record is from RefSeq and is a predicted model, not a curated record.